This is a messenger RNA of Gadus morhua (Atlantic cod), 1194 nucleotides long. RefSeq names its product polymeric immunoglobulin receptor. The transcript is spliced from 7 exons. The coding region runs from base 32 to 814 and encodes 260 amino acids. Gene Ontology annotation, cellular component: external side of plasma membrane. Lineage: Eukaryota; Metazoa; Chordata; Actinopteri; Gadiformes; Gadidae. The record is from RefSeq and is a predicted model, not a curated record. Gene Ontology annotation, biological process: positive regulation of T cell proliferation; T cell costimulation; cell surface receptor signaling pathway.
GGAUGAGGGGGGGCUGUUCGUCUGGGAGGCCAUGGGGAAGGACGUGGUCGCCUUCAAGGACGGGGCCAUGGUGGAGGGCUCCCAGUACGAGGGGCGUGUUCACCUGGCGUCUGAGGACAGCGUCCUGACGGGUGAUUGGUCGCUGGUUCUGGAGGGGGUGCGGCACGCCGAUGUCAACAUGUACGAGUGCAUCGUACCGGGGAGAAGGACCCUGGCCAAUGUGUGGCUGAGCGUGGAGCCCCCUGAGGGGCAGACCCUGUGGGUGAACGCGUGGCUCGGGGACUCCACCUACCUGAGCUGUGAGGCCCCAGAGGCGGAGCGCUCACUGGACCUCCGCUUCUGGUGGGAGAAGGACGGGGUCCCGGUGCCGCACGACCAUGAGGAUAAAGAUCGUUUCCACGUGGAGACGGACGGUAACCAUGUGGGUCUGAUCAUCAGCCAGGUACUGAUCACCGACAGGGGGGUCUACCACUGCUUCUUCCAAUCACGGCCCUCUCAAGAGCCGAGGCGAGGGUCUCCAGAAAUCGUGAAAUUGACCGUUUUGGGAUCGGAGCACUUGGACGACGAGGAGAUGGGCCCCGAGGCUACUCCAUCGACGGAGCCUUCUACGCCACAGGAUGAGGAGGAGGAGGUGCCGACCCCCUCGGACCCCACCCUGCUGGAGAGCCCCCUACUCCUCUCCGAUGACACCCUCGGUGGGCAGGACAACAGCCAUGGGGAUGAUGUGCCCUGGGUUCGAAUCACCAUCAUGACCAGUGUUCUGGCCAUCACUGCCGUCACGCUUUGCAUCCUAAGAGCCCGGUACAUAAUCUGACCAUAGAGCGCGCCUUCGAUCAGUAUCUGAGAUCGGAAGUUAGAGCCGCAGCGAUUUGACCAUUCAGAGAAAAGAUGUGCAAAAAAUGUUUGUGAUCUUUUCUAUGGGAAGCUCAUUCACAAAACAUUGUGUUUUCUUUUUACAAAUAUGUAUUGCGCGAAUCCGUUAUGUGCAAUCUUUGGAAUUUCCGUAGUGUUUUAUCGAGUAAUAAAAAAAUAGUUUUAUCAUUUAUCUGGAAAGCAGAACCCGAGGGACCCAAAGCACUAAGAGUGUGGAUUUCGGUAAAUAUUUUAUUUCAUGACCCCCCAGAAAAUAAAUACAUUUUAUUUAUAAAAUAUUAUUCUCAACUUCUAAACGUCUUUAAACGAAAAAAAAAAAAA